AGUAGCUGGUGCUUCAAAUUUAGUUGAUUGAAUGACAGUUAUGUGGCUUUGUGAUGGUUGUUGUUCAGCUGAGAUUAGUCUCAGGGAAAUGCAAUGCAAAGAAAGUAGCCUUUAUGAUAAGCUUCAAAAUGACCCAAAAACUUAGACACUAAAAGUUCUUCCACUUCGACUUACAUAUCAAAAAAUACAAAAAAAAAAAACGAAAACAACUAAGCAAUUAAAAAAAUACUUCCAGAUAUAUAAUUCCCAAUCAAAAUUCCAAAUUGCCAUCAUUAUGAUUAAGAAAAUCUUAGGCAAAGCUUCAGAGCACAGAAAUCGGCAUCACAAGUUCAAUGAGAAAACUAAUUUGGAUCAUAUAAUUGCGAAACUAAAACAGAGUGGGGAAAUGGGAACUGUAGCUCAGAUUUCUAUCCGGGAUAUCGAAUGGGUGUGCCUCCGAGCACGGGAGGUACUCCUGAGCCAGCCAACUUUGCUGGAACUCUCGGCUCCGAUCAAUUUACUCGGCGACAUUCACGGACAAUAUUCGAAUCUCUUGAGAUACUUUGAGGCGAAUGGUUAUCCGCCGGACUCAAGGUACUUAAUGCUAGGCGAUUAUGUGGACAGAGGCAAGAAGUCCAUUGAAACGUUGACCCUUCUAUUGGCCCUCAAGGCGAGGUUUCCAAAGGAUUUCUAUUUACUGAGGGGCAAUCACGAGUGCUCCACCUUGAACUAUGUCUACGGAUUCUACGACGAGUGCAAGCGGCGAUUUACGGUUAAAUUGUGGCGGACUUUCGUCGACUGCUACAACUGUAUGCCUCUGGCGGCAAUCGUCGAGAACAACAUCUUCUGUUGCCACGGCGGCUUGAGUCCUCAUCUUUUUAACAUGCAACAAAUACGGAGAAUCCAGAGACCCAUUGAAAUCCCGGAAUCUGGCUUGGUGUGCGACAUCCUGUGGUCCGAUCCCGAUGUGCGGAUUAUGGGUUGGGGUGCGAACGAUCGCGGCGUUAGUCAUACUUUCGGUGCGGAUGUGGUCAGCGCCUUCCUGCAUCGCUUCAAGUUUAACCUGAUUUGUCGGGGUCACCAGGUCGUCGAGGACGGCUAUGAGUUCUUUGCCAAACGCCAGCUGAUCACGAUAUUCUCAGCUCCCAAUUACUGCGGGAAGUUUGAUAAUGCCGGGGCCAUGUUGUGCAUCGACGAGAAUCUUCUCUGCACUUUUAGAGUUCAAAGGCCAUGGUGAAGGUCGGGAAAGUGAGAAAAUAGUUGCUAAGGAGAUUAAUGUUUUUAAGGUGUUGUUGGUUUUAACAUAUUGACAUUGUGACUGUUAUUAAAUAUUUUCCGAUUUGUCUUUUAA
Molecule: messenger RNA, 1330 nt
Organism: Drosophila eugracilis
Lineage: Eukaryota; Metazoa; Arthropoda; Insecta; Diptera; Drosophilidae
Gene: PpN58A
Product: serine/threonine-protein phosphatase alpha-2 isoform
Exons: 1
Coding region: 275-1216 (313 amino acids)
Cellular component (GO): cytoplasm; nucleus
Molecular function (GO): protein serine/threonine phosphatase activity
Source: RefSeq, a predicted model, not a curated record